AUGUCAUAUUGUCCGCCAUACGCUCCGUUCUUUGGCUUUGCAGGAGUCGCAGCAGCGAUGGUGUUUAGCACUGUCGGCGCUGCAUUUGGUACGGGAAAGGCUGGAAUUGGUAUCGCCGGCUUGGGAUCCUUCAAGCCAGAGCUCGUCAUGAAGGCAAGUUCGCUCAUUCCAGUGGUCAUGGCGGGUAUUAUUGCCGUGUAUGGCCUGGUGGUCAGCGUUCUCAUAACAGGAAGCCUGGAUCCAGCGCAAGAGUAUCCCCUGUAUACCGGAUUUGUCCACAUGGGAGCUGGAAUUGCGUGCGGCAUGACGGGAAUGGCAGCGGGGUAUGCCAUUGGUCACGUUGGAGAUGCAUGUGUACGAGCCUAUCUUCAGGAGGCAAAGGUCUUCGUGACCAUGGUCCUCAUUCUCAUCUUUGCAGAAGUCUUGGGUCUCUAUGGUUUGAUUGUUGCCAUCAUCAUGCAUUCUUCUACGUCUGGCAUUGGCUGCCCUACGGAUUUGACAGAGACACCGUAUUAG
Serendipita indica DSM 11827 is the source of this 516-nucleotide messenger RNA. NCBI's taxonomy places the organism in Eukaryota, Fungi, Basidiomycota, Agaricomycetes, Sebacinales, Serendipitaceae. The record is from the annotation of a GenBank genome assembly.